Molecule: messenger RNA, 10230 nt
Organism: Plasmodium fragile
Lineage: Eukaryota; Apicomplexa; Aconoidasida; Haemosporida; Plasmodiidae
Exons: 4
Coding region: 1-10230 (3409 amino acids)
Source: RefSeq, a predicted model, not a curated record
AUGGCGGAACCCUACCUAUCGAACAAGAAAAUUUACGAGCUGCUGUCAACAAACAGCUACAGAGGACAGGAGAAGAGAAUCUUAAGAGCCUUCGAGAGGAGGUACUGCAAGCUGCUGACCUACCUGGGCACCGACAACAAGCAACAAGAAAUUAUUUCCAUUAAGCUACAACAAUUUAUUAAUGAAAAUUUGAGCUUCAGUGAUUCCAAGUCAUACUUCUUUGGUUUCUCCAAGGAGCUUCUGGUGCACUGCAUGCGGGUGUACUUUUACGAGGAACUCUGUUCUGGCGCCAACUGCGGGGGGGUUCAUCCGGACGACGUGGAGGAUUACAGCAGUGAUGGAGGGGAUGGCACCGGAGGCCUGGCCUCUUCUGCGGCGGCUGCAGAUGAGAGGCUGUUCAAGCACUUGGAGAAAAAUGUGGACCACAUCGAAAUGACCAAACUACAUGACGUAUAUUGUGAUGAAUAUUUUUACCUGUUCAAGAAUGUGAUGUGUGUGUUGAAGGCGUGCGCCGUGUUUUAUGCCUACCCGAAUUACAAAGCAGAGGAUCUGGCAUUCGAGAGGAACUUUUUCUACGUACUGUUUGAGCUGGUGGAAGUAAAACUGAACAUCCAACAGCUCCUGCAAAUAUACUUCGACACAUACAAAGACACAAACAAUUAUUUUGAAAUGAUUAACAAGACAGAUGUAGAGAAUAGGACAUGGGUGUACAAGUACAUUAUCCUCUUCCUGAACGUUCAGAUUUGUUGCAUUAAUAUUUUUUUUUACAUGCAGAUUAGGCAAAACGUUUUUUCAAAAUAUAAUUUAAAGUCCAUGGUGAGCAUAUUUUUGUCUUCGUCUCAUGUGGACAGCCAUACUGUAUUAAGCGCAUCGGACUGGGGAGGAAUAACAGAAAGAGACCACAGCGACAUCGUUACCAGCACUCUCCUGCAGAAAGAAUACUCCGUAAUUUUUCUCAUGGCCUCAGUGAGUAAUCUUCUAACAUGGGAAGAGCACAACAAACUUAUAAAAGGUGUCUCCCCUCAGUCAGCCAUUUUAAUGAAAUUUUUUUUUCUCUUUAAAGAUGAAAAGAAUUUUAAAAACUACGAAGAGAAUAUUCGUAUCGUAGCCCAGUGUCUACCUCACCUGUACGAAAUUAUAAACAAGUUUUACCUCAUGAGUGACAAUUUUGUGUACAAGAGGAUUAUCCUGCGUGUGCUUAACAAUGCUCUUUGCACCGAGAAAGACAGGGAAGUGGACGUCGUCCUCCCCUUCGAUGAUGACACAGACAUGGGCCGGAACAACAAUAACAGUUGUUCAGAUAAUACGGACGAGAUGGGAGGAGGGGCCGGUGCCCACCUGUUCAGUCGAGAUCACAAAUGGGGCAAAUCACAUCCAAGUGACCAGUCGUCAAAAUGUUAUGGCGGAAGGAGGGGAAAGAAGUCUCAAGUGGGGAGGGAUGAUUUCUCAUCUGCUUCCAAUUGCAUGACCGAGGAGGAAGAGGAAGAAAAAGAGGAGAAAGGAGAGGAAGAUGGUAAAGGGAAAAUGCGCCACGUAACCUUUACCCCCAUGUCUGAAAGAGACAUAAAUUUCUCCCUCAUAAAAAACAUGAAGAAACAUAUCGAGAAGAAAGAAUUUUUUAAAAAAACAAUAAACUUAAAAUUAUUUUUGAAAAUCUGCAUAUGUCUCUGUAGCAAGGAAGACUACAUCUUGUUCAGCCAAGAUAUAUUAAAAGAAGGAAGGAAUAUUCACCUGUGCAUACAGUACCUACAGGAGGACGACUCUCAGAUUGAGUUGGAUCUGUACGCCGAAAAGUAUUUCCUUUACGACUUCAAUUACAAUAACACAGAAAUUGUGACCACUCAGGAGGAGAGGAAAAAAAGGGUGUCUUCCUACCUCUCCAUAGAAAGCAAAAAUAUUUUGGUAGAAAUUUCGAGUCUUUUUUUUUCAUACGAUUAUUUGAAGUGGUAUAGCAGAUCGGCCAGGGAAAGCCUACCACAGGAGGACCUCCCGAUUGACACCACCCAUGGGGACAAGUCCUUGUACCACCCCGUCAUUUUGCACAAUGUCAACCGUCUCUUGUUAGAAAUGUUUUACGGUAAAAUUAGCGACUCUUCCGUGGAGCACCUGAUCAUGUUCAAUCACAAUUUGCUGUCCAUAUACAGAAUUUUGAAGGCGCUGAUUGGGACCAGUGCAAAUUUGGUUAGUUUUAACGAAGUUGUGAACAGAGUUGAUACACUUUCGAGGAGAAAUGAUAAUAGAAUGGUAGCUGCUAACACUACGGAAGAGUUUAUGGUAACCAUAAUGGAAAAUUCUCUGUACUUCAAAAUAACAGAAACGCUGAAAAGGAAAAAGUUAAGUCCAAACAACGUCUUUAUAACCUAUAUAGAAUAUUAUUACAUUUUGCUCGAUUUUUAUUGCAAAUAUAUUUACAACAAUUUUGUGAAUAACAGAAGGAAGGAUUUUCUUGGAGAUCAAUUUUUCCACACAUUUCAGUACAUCACUCUUUUUUUUUGUAAAAUUUUAAAAAUUAACAAAUGUUUUCACGUACUGAUUGAAAUAAAAUUAAAUAAUUAUUUUGGAUUGAACUACGAUAUUUUUAACAGCUUUGUCAGUCUGUUCACUUUCCUUUUUUUCUUCUCCCUGAAAUAUAAAGAGAUGAAUGGAUUAAAUGAAGAAAUAUCAACUUGCUUACUUUUUCUUUUGAAAAAAAUUAAUAUUAACAAACUCAAUGCGUAUAUUUUCCAAAUUUUUUCUUAUCUGGAACAUGAAGAUUUGUUGCGCAGGGAGAGGAAGGAAGGAGCUCAGGUCAAACCACGAAAUAUGUUCAGCUCUUCCGACAGAGAAAACACACACACGGAUGAAAACGAUGAACAGGAAGCGGGACAGCAGCAGCAAGAUCAUAGCAAUAACAGCGAUCGUAACCCCUUGGGGGUCAAUUUCCAAUCUGAGAAUAACUCCAGAGACAGGCUCAACUAUGGCGACUUCGCCAACUUCAAGUACGAGAAGGACCAAAUGGACAUCAAGGAGAACUUCCGCAUUGACAUUUCCUUUUUGAAGAUGUUCGUCUUGAUGGACCAGGUGCGACACGUACACUUGUCCGCCCCCCAGAAGGGCAGCGAACGGGACAGCAGAAAGGGGAGCACAAAGAGCAGCGAAGGGGGAAGCGACAGCGACAGCGACAACAGUGAUCGAAGUGAUGGAAGUGAUCAGAGCGAGCGAAGCGACCAAAAUGAACAAAGCGAUCGGAGCGAUAUGAACAAUCGGAGCGACCAAAGUGAUAACGACCGAUCCAACUUCUCCCAUCGCUCCUUCCGAAGCACGCACGAGUACGCCACGGAAAACUUCAGCCUGGAGGAAAUUUGCGUGGUGACCCUCAUGCACCUGUUCCAAGUGGAAGACCACAAAGCAAACUUCAUCGCAGACCUCCUCAGAGUAUAUGAAGAGGAAAAAAAAAAAAAAAUAUACCCAUGCACGGAGGCAAUUUUAAAAAUAUUUCAAAAAAUCAUCAAAAGGAAAGGCAUCACCUACUUUCACCAGGAUGUGUACAAGUCCUUUCAACACAAAGUACUUCAAAUGAUACACAGUGUGGAGAUCCUCCAAAGGAAGUGGGUCACGUGGGUCUUCACACAUUGUGACAACGCCUUCAAAAGGGAAAAAGACAUUGACAUUAAAAAACUGGUCAAGCUCUUUUUUCUCUCCUUCUACAAAUUUUUGAAGCGAUAUUUUGUACAGAUAAAUACAUUUUUGAAAAAUAAAAAAAUGUACAAUACCCAUAACAGUUUUGACGACUUUUAUUUUUUCUUCUUCUCCAAAUAUAUUAACAGAAUUUUCACAGAAAACUUUUCCUCUUCCUUCAUUUUUAAGCUGACCAAAUUCUCCAUCCUAAAUAUAUCAAUAUCGAUUGUGAACUACAUGCUGAAGAUGAUCAAUAUUGUUAACUUACAAAGGUUGAAGGAUGUGCAUAGCGAGUUGAGCAAUUCGUUGUGUCCAAGCUCAGUUACACCUCCUACCCUUUUAAAAGUACCUAAUGGGGAGCAUACCCUCCGGAGAGAAGACACAAGGGAGGAAAUGCUUCUUCACUUGCCCACGGAGCAGAAAAAUCAAUCCAUGACAUUCUGCACACAAAAUGGGAAGAGACACGAGUCAGCCACCUUUAACAACUUUAUGAAAAAUAUUAUUAUUAACCACAAGACGUUACUGAACAAGCGGGAACUAUAUUCUACAAAGAGAAUAAAUAUUUUUCAAAUAGGAAGAGAUCCAAGGAAUCACACCAACAAUGGUUAUACCAUGGAUUACUUGCAGGACAUUCUUCUCCUUGAAAAGGAGAAUCAGGAUUGGAACAUGAUGAGCAGUAGCAACUUUUUCUCUAACAGGGUUGAUACUACAGGGAAAAUUACAAACUCUCGUCAGAAUGGAUUUGCCAAUGAUGGGGCAGGAGAUUUAUGUGGUACUCAUAUGGAUAACUUACAAACGAACGUUCAACGAAAUUAUCGCAAGGGCCAAGUUGAGCGGCUACUUCACCCAUCCACAGUCAACUUCAGUAUGAACAGUUCUUCAAUCAAUGGGAACUCUUCUAUUCAAAAUGGAACAUAUGAAGAGGAAAUACAAAAUUUAUCACCUGUACAAAGAUAUAAUUUCACCUUUUCAAGAUUCUUCAAUCACAUAAAAAAUUUUCUAAUGAUCGUUCUGCAAAAUAAUUACGUUUUUUUUCUCAGUGACUUUUUACUAAUGCAUUAUGAACAGUCAGACAAAAAACAUAAUUUGUUCCAAUAUAAUCUGAACAAGUCAGGUGGAUUUUACUCCGUUUUUAAUUUCCUCAUUAAUGAGUAUAUCGAGAAUUACUACAAAGAUAAGUACGCACACUUGGGGUGUCGCUCGGUCAAGACUCCACAUUUUAGGAAACUCAACGAACAGGUGAUCAAUCGCAUCCUGCUUCUCUUUUCCCUUCUGCUGGAGGCUUCCUGUCAGCUCUCCUUUUUGGAGGAGAUCAACAGUGUGUGUGCAAACAUUUCGAAUCAGAUUUUUUCCCUCUUCGACACUUCUCACUUGAUUUUGAGUUUAUUUUCGAAGGUCACCCUGAGCGUCAUUCCAAAGAACGACGUCGUGAGCCAAGCCAUCAACAACGACAUCCUGAGCAUAGAAAAAAAGCAGGCGGAGGAAAAGAGGGAAAUCCUCACCAUAUCCCUGCUUUAUUUCCUCACGUACAAUUACAAAAAUAUAUGCAAUUUAUAUUUGAGCCUGAACCGAUUUUUUAAGAUGAACGACUUCAAUAAUAUUUAUUUCUUGUGCAAAUACAGCCAAGGCUUCCUACCCCUCCCCAAGGUGAUCAACGUAUUCCUGCAAAAGAUUCUGUUUUGUCUGAACAAAGCGAAGGAUGCAUUUUUGGACAGCGUGAAAUUGGCUUACAUGAAGAGGAUCUUCCACGUGCUCAAAUUUAUAUACGAUUUUAUAAAAGACAACGACUUGGUAACCGUUUCCAUAUUUCGAAAUUUGUUCAACGUCCUGCUGUGUAUCGUCAAAGGAUACGUGAAGGAGAGCGCGAGGGAGAAGAAGAUGAACGAGCCCCCUUGUGAAGUUGAAGUGGCGUCAUACAAAUUCUACCAUUUGCGCGUUUUGAACUUGGCUCUCCACUUUGCCAACGCUAUUUAUUUUAACCUGACCCCGGUGGAAAAGCGAACUGGGGAUACACCCAACAAAGGGGACGCUACCAAGAAGGAAGGCGCAAAGGGAGACGCGGCGGCAGAAGCAGAAGGGCUCUACCGAAAGGAGCCAUUCUGGUACAACAUAGACAAAUUGCUGGACCUAUUCACUUGGAGGUUAAAAAAAAACACCGAAAAAUUCCUAUACUCGAGAACCCACCACCUGUACACAAAGGAAGCAAAAAAAGAAAUAACCAUUUACAUGCAUAACCUUAACAUCAUGUGUGAGCUGUUCGAGCUCAUUGUCAAAGGUAUUUAUACCAAGGAGAAUCUGGUGUACAGAUUACUAAUUAGAAUUUCCUACGACCCUACCAUUUCUAGCAUAUUUUUUAACAUAAACUACGACAGCGUGCACCAAAUGAUAAACUCCUACCAGGACCUGCAGAGGAAAAAUAUGGACUCUGCUCAAAAUAUAAAAUUAUUGCUCGUGAACUGCAGAGGUGUUAAUGUAAACGCGUAUGGAGUGAUCAAUGAUGACUCGCUCAUUGAUAAUGUGCUUGAUUUUAUUAACCAGAGGAGGAUAAACCAUAAGUAUGUACUAAACCUAAGCGAGCAUAGGAAAGCUGUGCAUCGUGGAGAGGACAACUUAUUCGAGGAGAGCAGCCACUCCAUUUCUGUCCGAAGUUUAAUUCAAAAGAAGAUCGAACUGUUGGAUUCGGAUUAUGUAUAUAAUAAAAUUUUCAACGGGAAGGCAAAAAGAUAUGGAAAGAAAAAUUUUCUCUUUGACGUUAGGAACUACCUCUACUGUUUGAACGUUUGUGGAGGAGGGGGAAAUGGUGUACAUAGCGGAGCUAGUAGUGGGAACGCCAUCGCGCAGGAGCACCUCCGCCAGAUUGACCUAUUUCCUGGGUCGAGGUUACCGCCCGGCAGCGCGGUGCGUAUGGAAACAACAGGGCCAAUGCAUGACGGGGGUCGGCGCUCCCAAGGGGCACUGUCCCCAGAAGGCCUGAAGCAUGCACCGUUCGGAGGAGGAAUACUCGGCGACCACCACCCCACCCUCAGAGAGUACAAGUCGGACCAAAUGCUGAAAAAAAAAAUAGACGCCUCAAUUUUUAACAACUUACAAACCAUUUUACCAGACGAAGAGAAGCACAACUCUGCUGCUGACCCUGUGGGAGCAGCCACUGGUCGCAGCCCUUCCGAAUCGCGUAAAAAAUGCAUGGAUGUAAAAUCAAGUACAAAUGGAUCAGAUGCUUUGUCCAGAGAGGACAAGUCUAGGGAGCAAAGCGAGUGGCCUUUCAACGCGUACUGCGCAGACCAUUGGAUCGACCCGUUUUUUCCCCCGAGUGAUGAACACAUGGAAAGGAAGAAAAGAAAAAAUAAGGAGAAAAAAACAAAACAAAACACACACAUUGGUAGUAAUGACUCCGCGGUGAACUCGCCCUCGAGCAUAUUCAUUUAUUCGAAGUUUUUUAAAAACGAAGUGGAGUGCAUGCAAUAUAUUAAUCUGACGCAGAGUACCUACGACAGCAGGAUGCGGCUCUUCCUUAUACUUUACAAACUAGUAAUUAUAAUAAAGCAUAGGGAGUUGCUUCAUGAUGAAGUGUUCCGGAAGGAGGAAAGCCAAGCAUUGAAAGAGGCAAACAUAAGUGGAAGCAUUCCCUUUCUCUUCUUCGUAUUCGAAUCCAUUAUUACUUUUAUUACUCCUUCCAUACAAGUGAAUAAAAACUCACUGUACUACGUCCUCGUGUCAAAUAUUUUGAUUAACCUGCUGACCAUUAUAAGUGCGAGAAGCUUCAUGAGUGAGGGUUGUGAAGUGAGAAGUCACGUGGGCCACUCGGAGGAACACACAUCGAACAGUCAACCUGGUGUGGAAAAGAAGAGAAGCAAUGAUAAGAGUUCGUUGAAGCAUUCACAUGAUGCAUUUGUUAAUGUGAAUGUGAAUGAUGAGGGGAUGGACUACUACCACCAAGGCAGCUUCUAUAUGGACAUGUUCGUCCAUGAGUCCUUCAUUUCUAAUGUAAAAAAUAAAAACGAUCACAUCGUCUUUGACAUUCUGAGUAACAUGUCCCAGAAGGAAGUAAACAAGUAUAGACUCGUUGGCGAGGGCAGCACACACCAACACCCAAGACAUAGCAACACGGAAAGGAAAAAAGAUUCUUCUAAAAAAAAAAAAAAAAAAAAAAAUGAAAACAGCCUUAUAUACCAUGUGCCACUCCUCCUCUCAUUAUUCGUCCGAUGUGUCACUUUGCAUCUUCAGAAUUUUAAAUUCCAUCACAAGAAUUUAUACAUACAGAAAAACUUCAACGCCUUGCAUGUGCCCAGCUCCAUCCUGAAAUGCAUCUUCCCUGAGAACCAUUUUAACAUCAGCCUGUUUGUUAAUCUGCUAGAACUGUUCUAUGUUACGAUUCGAAUUUAUAACAAUCACUUUGUAGGACUGAACAGGUCGCUCUUCCAUGUCGGGGUGGAGGGCGCCUCAGCAGUAGGGGGAGAUGGUGUAAAAGAAGAAGCAAAACGAGCAACCAGCAACAACAUACAAGGGGAAAGAAGCAUGAUCGGUAAUGAGAAUCCCCCCGGUAGUAAGUCAACCCACAAGCAGGACGACCCCCCAGAUGGUAGUAACAAGGAGCACCUCCACUUGUACGUAUCAACGAUGAAUGGGAUCCUAAAUGAAUGCUACCAAGCUCAUCACGAAAAUAUGAAAAACAAAGAUAGCAAUGUGGUUAAGUCGAACCCAAUAGAACGCAUGCUUCUUUACUUUCUCUACAAUAGAAUAAAUACUGUGUAUGACCUUUUUUAUAAUUUUUUUUUAAAUUGCCUGAGGGAAAAAAAAAAAAAAAAAAAAAAAAUUUUCGACAUAGCAAAUGAGUACAUCUACGGAUUCUUAAAAAACGACAUCUAUGAUCACAUGAACAGAAUCAACAAUUUUCUGGACCUGACCGAAUACUACGACUUUUACGUGAACACGCUGACUUUCAUGGUUUUAAAUAAAAACACCUGCCUGCACAUCAUUAAGGGUGAUAUCCUUACCAAGCUACUCUACGUACCAGACGUGUAUCAUGCUAUAUUCGACAAGAGUAAAACGUUCAGUGCCAUCUACUACUUGAACCACGACAACCACUACGUCCGCAACAAGAAUCACAUUAUUCUCUGCUCCCUCAUCGUGUUGCUAAUAAAGAUGCUUUACGUUUUUGUGAAAAAUGUCAAGGGCGGAGGAGGAGGUGGAGCAGCAGGAGGAGGAGACAGGGGGGGCUACUUCGACGCCAACCCCUUUGGAGGGCCUGACUUGGAUUAUUUAAUCAUGCGCAGGAUGGUGCCCCCGGGGGAAGAAGCCGCUAGCGUAGCAGCAAAAGGAAAUGUAGCGGACGGGUGGGGAGCCCACCAUGGAGACACACAAGACGGAACACGUGGCCAACGCGGCGGAGAAAAGUUUGUCGACGACAUGCACAUCUUGAACGGACGCCCCCACACAGAGCGAACAGACGAUCACAAAGACACGCAACACCGAGACCAAACGGAAAACGAGUCCGAGUUCUUCCUAGACGCCAUGUUAGACAUUAUAAGCAAGCUAUCCGAUCGAAUAAAUUUCAUUUUUUUAAAAAUUGAAAAAAUAAAUUGCCUUGCCAUUUUUGAAGAAUCAUAUUUGUACGUAGAGCUACUCACAAAAACUUCUUACUACUGCAGUAAUUUUAAUAUAAAUCACAUGUUAAUAUCGUUAAUGAGUAAGGGAGUAGAGCACCACCUGUUUUAUAUAAAUCGUAUAUUGGAGAAAUUUAUAUUCGAGAAGGAGGUCAUCAUCGAUCCGUACAGUCCUUAUGAAAUCACUGCAUCUUCUACUAGUGAACCCAUUGACACGGAUAGAAGGAAUAGGAGGAAGAAUGACUUGUCUUUGUUCACGCAGAGAGUUCUUUACCUUUGUUAUAAGUGUAUUUUAAAUUAUAACACCAUCCUGCUGAAUAUAAUUCAAACGCCCUACUUCACCUACUCCUACUUUGUGGUGCACAUGUACAUUCUGCUUUUGAAGAGUACUCGGCUGGUCACCAACAUCAUGGAGCACUUUGGCCGCAAAAACACGACGCUCAUCCGCACGAUCAAAGUCCACGCGGGGCUGUCCUACGUGCCCAUCUGCCUCGACAUCGUGAACACCACGAAGGAGAAGAAGAGAGAGAAAAUUCAUUACGUCCGGGGAACAGCCAAGUCCAGCCGCAGCUGCUACCUAAGCGAUAGUCACUCGGGAAGCGAAGCCUCAAACAACUACCAAGGAGAAGUAGUCCAGUACAACCGAUCCGUUGACGAGUAUAUAAAUACAAAGAGAGUUUACAAAGACGAUUACAUGUUUAAUUUUCUUCCAGAAAUGAUUGAAUUAAAAAGUUAUUAUAAUAUUCUAAGAGAAAUUCUCGAGAGGAGUGCCUUUUUAGGAGCCUUCAUUUUAGAAAAACUAAAAGAUACUUGUGAAGAUUCGUGUCUCAAGCAGAUCCUCAUAAGCAACGUCUGCUCCUACCUCAUCCACAUCAACGCCACGCUCUUGCCGUCAAACAUAUGCACCAGUAACUUAAAGAAAAAGUGCACCUUCAUUUAUAACUACGUUGUAAAUAUACAUAAGAAGUGA